AUGGCGACUCUCCCCAUCAAGCCCCUGGACGGCGCCGGCGGCUACCUGCGGUGGAAGGAAUCGUUGCUCCUCCGCGUCCACACCCUCGGCGUCGCCCACGUGUUCUUCGAGGUGCCCUCCUACUGUAGGGACAGGUUCGGUGAAUUCUGCUUCGACAGAAGCACCGGAGAUGUCUUCCUGGAGCAGCUCGCGCACGCGGAGGCUCUGGGCGCCGCCGCAGAGCUCAGCGAUGGCGCCAUGACCUUCGAGCUGGGUAGCAAGAUUCCGUUGGCCAUGAGCUUAGCCGUCACCGGUGGCGAGAAGGAGUUGGAGUCUAUCUGGGAGGUCGCUCGGCGGGUCGUGUCGCGCGGCGUGGAUCCUUGGUACGAGUACCGCGACGACGACGGACGAUGA
Molecule: messenger RNA, 393 nt
Organism: Miscanthus lutarioriparius
Lineage: Eukaryota; Viridiplantae; Streptophyta; Magnoliopsida; Poales; Poaceae
Source: the annotation of a GenBank genome assembly